Messenger RNA from Drosophila kikkawai, 1171 nucleotides. It is a transcript of the gene Taf8, whose product is annotated as TBP-associated factor 8. Gene Ontology annotation, cellular component: transcription factor TFIID complex. Lineage: Eukaryota; Metazoa; Arthropoda; Insecta; Diptera; Drosophilidae. Gene Ontology annotation, molecular function: protein heterodimerization activity. The record is from RefSeq and is a predicted model, not a curated record. Gene Ontology annotation, biological process: transcription initiation at RNA polymerase II promoter.
UGUGACCAGAUGGCGACCGCGUAAAAUCACCACUUUUCCCCGUAGGACAGUUUCAUCGUUUUCAAGAGUAUUUUCGCUCGCUUUUCUUAUAUUUUUGACAAAAACGUAAACAAACCGAACUUUAAGGACUUAUGGAGAAGGUGGAGGCUGUAUACGUGCCCAACGUGGACGCUUACCGGCGGUUGCUGAGCAAGACGGUGUCGCAGCUACUGCUGGACAAGGGCGCCGGCCAGGCGAGCAACCAGUGCCUGGAGACGCUCACCCAGAUGCUGCAGGCACUUAUCGUGGAGAUCGGGAACUCGGCGCACAACUACUGCGAGCUGAGCGGACGCACAAUGCCCACCGUGGGCGAUGUGAGCCUGGCCCUCAUUAAUAUGGGGAUCACGAUCAGCAGCCUGGAUCCGUACAUGCGGAGGGAGGCCCAUACGCCCAUAGCCCUGCCGCCGCAACAGACGCAGCAGCGCCAGCUAAGCCUGCUCCAAGCUGGGAGCAAAUCCUCGCAUCCGCAUUACGUGCCCAGCUACUUCCCGGCGAUGCCGGAUCCGCAUGCAUACAUACGAACGCCCACGCACAAGCAGCCGGUGACGGAGUAUGAGGCGAUCCGCGAGAAGGCCGCCUGCCAGAAGCGGGACAUUGAGAAGGCGCUCACCAAAUUCCUGUGCAAGACCACGGAGACGAACAAUCUCUUUCCCACCGAGGACAACAUGUUUCCCCUGAUUGCCUGUAAGCCCGCUUUUCCGCCCUAUGCUGCCGCUUUGAAUCCCACGGAUCAGGUGUUUGACUUUGAGGAACUGGAGUACCAUUACCUAGUGGCUAAUCGGACAGAAGAUGCACCCAGUAAAGAAGACGGCGAGGAGGGCGAUAGCGACAAUGAGGAGAUGGACGGUGACAAGUCCAAGGAGGAGAAGCCUGAGCUGGAGAUCAAACCCAACUCCACCACAAACAAGGCAAUACUGGAGAAUCCUAAUAUCGACAAUCCCUACUUGCGGGCAGCCACAUUGCCUAAGCGAUCCAAGACUUGUCCUGCUCCUGGAAUCAUGUCCAGCAGGAGUCUGGCCAACGCGGCUCCAACGAUACCCACGCCUUCCACUUUAGAUAUAACCAAAACUAGUGUCUAGAUGUAGUAUGUAACCAUAGUCAAAGUUUUAUAUAAAUGAAGUCCCAAAAUGAA